Molecule: messenger RNA, 1704 nt
Organism: Oryzias melastigma (Indian medaka)
Lineage: Eukaryota; Metazoa; Chordata; Actinopteri; Beloniformes; Adrianichthyidae
Product: ectonucleotide pyrophosphatase/phosphodiesterase family member 7
Exons: 6
Coding region: 62-1498 (478 amino acids)
Source: RefSeq, a predicted model, not a curated record
GAAAACGAGCGGACUGACUUGAGAGUGACAGUUUGGUGGUGUGCAUCCUGAGGUGUUGGACAUGCUCCGGACGGCGAUUCUGUGCACCCUCUGGGCCACCGCGGUCCUCGGCGCCCCACUGAGCAAAGACAGGCAGAAGCUGCUACUGAUCUCCUUCGAUGGGUUCAGGUGGGAUUACGACCUGGACGUGGACACGCCAAACCUCGAUCAGAUGGCCAAAGACGGAGUCAAAGCUCUGUAUGUGACGCCUCCGUACCUCACCAUCACCAGUCCCACUCACUUCACCCUCCUGACAGGACGCUACAUCGAGAACCACGGGGUGAUCCACAACAUGUGGUUCAACACAACCACGCAAGAGAAGAAGCAGUACUAUCAGACUCAGUUUGUGAACGACUGGUGGGACAACGGCACUCUGCCCAUCUGGAUCACAGCACAGCGACAGGGCCUAAAGGCCGGCUCUCUCCACUUCCCGGGCACAGCUUCCAGCUAUCAGGGUGAGACGGCUCUGGUGCAGGAGGUGGAACCCAGGUUCCACGACUACAAGAACGAGACCACAUGGAAGGAGAACACGGACAAGGUGAUGGGCUGGUUCAGAGAUCAGGACCUGGACUUUGUGUCCAUGUACUUCGGUGAGCCGGACGGCACGGGCCACAGGUACGGCCCGGAUUCUCCUGAGCGCAGGGAGAUGGUGAAGCAGGUGGACAGAACCGUCGGCUACAUUCGGGCCUCGGCUGAACGGCACGGGCUGGUCGACCGGCUGAACAUCAUCAUCACUGCGGACCACGGCAUGAGUACGGUGAAGCGCGGCGCCGGGGUGGAUGAAAUCAUUCUGUCCAAGAUCCCGGGCUUUUCCUUCCAAGACAUUGCCUUCCAUCUGGUGGACUACGGACCCUCUGGGAUGCUGCUGCCCAAACCAGGACAGCUGGAGAAGGUUUACAACGCUCUGAAGGGGGCUCACCCGCACCUGCACGUCUACAAGAAGGAAGAGAUGCCGGCGCACCUGAAAUUCGGCAACAACGACCGCAUCCUCCCCAUCGUUCUAUGGGCUGACCUGGGAUACGUCAUCAACGGGUAUUUUCCAGUUCAGUUCAAUAAAGGAGAGCACGGCUUCGACAACAAGGAGCUGGACAUGAAGCCUUUCUUCAGGGCGGUGGGCCCGGCGUUCAGACAGAACCUGGUGGUGGGGCCCUUUGAGACGGUCAACGUCUACCCCCUGAUGUGUCACCUCCUGGGCAUCGAGCCGGAGGUCAACGACGGUCAUCUGAGCAACACCAAACACAUGCUGGUCUCAAGCAAUUUGUCUCAAGAUACAAAUGAAGGCGACGCCUGGGGUUAUCAGAAAAGAUUAUUCAUUGGAUUUUCUGCUAUGGGUGGAUUUCUGGUGAUCGCUUUUGCCGUAACUGUGUUAACAAAACUGCUCAAAAAGCCCAAGAAUAAAAGAUCAAAGAGUCUGGAAAGUCUUCCAGAAAAAGUGGACAUAAAGCAAACUACUCUAUAAACGCUCCAAACAACUAAACUGGAUCUGAAGUUCGUCUUCCAUAGAAAUGAGUCAAAAUGAAUGAGCUCUUCUCAAAGACUGUAAAUGAACUAAUAUAAAUAUAUAUGUAUAUUAAAAGUGACUUCCUUUAAAUGUUUGAAUGAAGUUUGUACAUCUUGUCGAGAUGAAUUUUUAUUCUUUUAAUGAAUAAACUCUACCUCAAAAGU